Messenger RNA from Hermetia illucens (black soldier fly), 5088 nucleotides. It is a transcript of the gene RpI1, whose product is annotated as DNA-directed RNA polymerase I subunit RPA1. Gene Ontology annotation, biological process: DNA-templated transcription. Gene Ontology annotation, cellular component: RNA polymerase I complex. Gene Ontology annotation, molecular function: DNA binding; DNA-directed RNA polymerase activity. The record is from RefSeq and is a predicted model, not a curated record. Lineage: Eukaryota; Metazoa; Arthropoda; Insecta; Diptera; Stratiomyidae. The coding region runs from base 117 to 5042 and encodes 1641 amino acids. The transcript has 25 exons.
UCUCGUGUACACACGUGUGAUUGCAGUGCGGCACUAUUGUGGUUAGGAGCUCACUGAAGUGUGUUGCUCGCGUGAUACUUUGUUUUGCGUGAAAUUUCGUUCAUGAUACGUGAAAAAUGAGUGCUUCGUGGCGUGAAAUUGAUUUAUAUCCAACGGAUUUGCAGUUUUCUGUGUUCACUUCGGAGGAUGUGAAAAAGUUGAGUGUUUUGAAAGUCAUUACCGGGCUAACUUUCGACAGCCUGGGUAGAGCCUUACCUGGCGGAUUAUAUGAUCCUGUGAUGGGGGCUCAUGGCAAGUCAAUGGAACCCUGUCAGACUUGCUUCUCCAUAUCAUACUGCCCAGGUCACUUUGGACAUAUCGAACUCAAUGCGUUAGUGUAUAAUCCAUUUUUCGUCAAACUCAUCCACGACAUCUUGAAGAUUUCUUGUUUGGAUUGCCACCGACUGCAAUUUAAAGAUCAUUUUCAGCAAAUUCUUUCGACUCAACUAGACCUGGUGGACGCUGGACAUAUUACGGAGGCACAAGAAUUAGAAGUGUUCAAGUCGGAAGUGGUUUUUGGCAGUCAGGAAAGUAGUCAACAAGUAGAAAAUGUGGAUACACUUCAUCCGAAAAUACAGGAAAUGCGGAAGCUGUUGGAAGAAGGAUCCGCAUCGGUGCAGAAAACCAAAACCAACUGCGCAAUUCGUUCAGCUAUAGUGAAUUCGGCUUUACAAAGGAAACCUGGUCAGAAAUGCCUAUAUUGUCAAAAUGUGUUGAAGAAGGUCCGUUAUUCCUUUAAGAAACUCGUCAUUUCCAUAACGAAAGGAGAAAGGCAGGCCUUGAAGGAACAGAACAUGAUUCAAGCAGACAACAAUGUUUCAAAUAAAGUUAUCUUGGCAGAUGAAUGUCGCGAAUAUUUACGGCAGAUCUAUUCAAAUGCACCUGAACUAUUGAGGAAACUGUUCCCGGUUCUCAACAGUUAUCCGGAAAACGUAAAGUUCCCGAUGGAUUGUUUUUUUAUGGAUGUGGUCAUAGUAACGCCACCAAAAGCUCGACCAACGAACGUGUUGCGUGACGAAAUUUUGGAGCAUCCUCAAACGAUUUUAUAUAAAAAUAUAAUUGAAUCGAAUUCAGUUUUGCGUCUGGUUUUGUUGAAUUUGAAAAAUACGGCUGAAAAUCUGAAACCUGAAUCUAAGGCUCUGUAUGAAUCUGCACGUGGAUCAACCCCCUAUGAGAAAAUGUAUUAUGCAUGGCAGGAUCUUCAAGUAAACAUUGAUCAACUGUUAGAUGUUAGUGGUACAAGAGACAAAUUACGAGCGCAAGGACUGAAACAGCUACUCGAGAAAAAAGAAGGUUUAAUUCGUAAACAUAUGAUGGGUAAACGUGUAAACUUCGCAGCGCGAACAGUUAUUACUCCCGAUCCAAAUAUAAAUGUUGAAGAAGUAGGUGUUCCUGAUCUCUUUGCCAAGAAACUUUCCUACCCUGUACCGGUUACAUCGUGGAAUAUAUCCCAGCUUCGUAAAAUGGUGAUUAAUGGGCCAAACAUACAUCCUGGAGCUAAUUAUAUCGAAGAUGAAAAAGGUCAUAAAAUGGUUAUUCCUGCCGAUAACGCCAGCAAACGUGAAAGUAUGGCAAAAUUACUUUUGACAAAACCAGAGAAUGGUGUUAAAACUGUUCAUCGCCACUUAUUGAAUGGAGACAUUUUGCUAUUCAAUCGUCAGCCAAGCCUUCAUAAACCCAGUAUCAUGGCACAUAAGGCGAGAAUUCUUCAGGGGGAGAAGACAUUCCGCUUGCAUUAUUCGAAUUGCAAAGCUUAUAACGCUGAUUUCGAUGGUGAUGAAAUGAACGCACAUUUUCCUCAAAGUGAAGUGGCACGAAGUGAAGCUUAUAACAUAGUAAAUGUACCAAACCAAUACUUGGUCCCGAAAGACGGCACCCCAUUAGGCGGUCUUAUUCAAGAUCAUGUUAUAUCUGGUGUGAAACUUUCAAUUAGAGGGAGAUUUUUCAACAGAGAAGAUUAUCAUCAACUUGUCUAUCAAGGACUUUCUCAUUUGAAAGGAAACAUUAAAUUAUUGCCACCGACCAUACUGAAACCGUUCAGAUUAUGGUCUGGAAAACAAGUCAUAUCAACAAUAAUAAUGAACAUUAUCCCAGAUGGCAAUCCUGCGAUCAAUUUAACUUCCAAUGCAAAAAUAGGUGCAAAAAUUUGGCAAACAGAAAACAGUCAUACAACAAUUUAUGGCGGUACUCCUCUGCAAGGCAAUGACAUGACUGAAUCAGAGGUGAGGAUUCGCAAAGGGGAGCUACUUGUUGGCGUAUUGGACAAACAACAGUAUGGAGCAACGCCCUAUGGUCUUAUACACUGCAUGUAUGAGCUAUACGGCGGCGAUUGCUCCACGCGCUUAUUGACGUCAUUCACAAAACUUUUUACGUAUUUUCUACAACGCGAAGGAUUCACGCUUGGUGUGCACGAUAUUCUGAUAACAGCUGAGGCAGAUGAAAGUCGUCGAAAAAUUAUCAAGGAAUGUCGCCAAGUGGGAAACUCUAUUGCUGCAGAAGCGCUAGAUCUCGAUCCAGAUAUUUCACCCGAGAUUCUUGCUGAAAAGAUGAAUGAAGCAUACAAGGAGAAUCCAAGAUUUCGCGUGUUAUUAGAUAGGAAAUAUAAGUCCGUUCUAGAUAACUACACGAAUAACAUAAACAAAACUUGCUUACCUGCAGGGUUAACGUGUAAAUUCCCUGAAAAUAAUUUACAACUGAUGGUGUUAUCUGGUGCUAAAGGGUCGAUGGUUAAUACAAUGCAAAUUUCUUGUUUACUCGGUCAAAUAGAAUUGGAAGGAAAGCGUCCACCGCUCAUGAUUUCGGGAAAAUCGUUACCAAGCUUCCCGAAAUUCGAAACGUCUCCUCGAUCAGGUGGUUUCAUAGAUGGACGUUUCAUGACAGGAAUCCAGCCUCAAGAAUUUUUCUUCCAUUGUAUGGCAGGACGUGAAGGUCUUAUCGAUACUGCUGUAAAAACAAGUAGAUCUGGUUACCUACAGCGCUGCUUAAUCAAGCAUUUGGAAGGUCUUAGUGUCGGAUAUGAUCUUACAGUUCGGGACAGUGAUAACUGUGUAGUGCAGUUUCUCUACGGUGAAGAUGGGUUGGAUGUAUGUAAAUCACAAUUUCUCAACAUGAAAAAUAUGAAAUUUUUGGACGAGAAUCUUGAUGUGAUUAAACAUGCGACUAGCGAGGACGACAAGGAGAUUGAUCAAAAGUUGCGGAAGUAUCAUAAAAAGUUAAGAUCUUGGCGAAAAAAGAAUCGUGAUAUUGCAAAUAAGCAGAGGAUUUCCAGUUUCCAGCAAUUUUCUGCUGAACUUCGUACAGAGAUCGAGGUGGAAAAUCCUCGAAAGUUAAAUAGGAAGACUGGUCGACUAAAGAUUGAUGAGAAGAUUAUUGCAUUAUGGAAAAAAGCUGAUGUCGAACAGAAAGAAAGUUAUUCGAAAAGAUAUAGUAAAUGUCCCGAUCCCUGUAAUUCUAAAUUUAAACCGGAUUCAUUUUACGGAGCGGUAUCAGAAUACUUAGAGAAUCUAAUGGAAAAUUAUACAGUGAAAGAACCUACCCGUAAAGAUGAAAUUAGAGAUAUAUUAUAUACGAAAGGCAUACGGUCAAUAGCAGCACCUGGGGAGCCAGUUGGAUCCCUAGCAGCGCAAUCAAUCGGAGAACCUUCCACUCAAAUGACACUCAACACUUUCCAUUUUGCUGGGAGAGGCGAAAUGAACGUUACUUUGGGUAUUCCACGUCUCAGGGAAAUCCUAAUGUUAGCUUCUGUGAAUAUAAAAACUCCAUCAAUGGAUAUUCCAUUUAAACCUAAUCAAGAAAAAAAUGCGGAAAAACUUAGAAUAAAGUUGAACAGAGUUACACUGGCUGAUGUUCUAGAACAUGUUAACUAUAUGCACCAGUUGGUUCUACAGCCGGAGAGAUCAUACCAAUAUCAGAUAUACUUCAAAUUUCUACCAAGAGAGGCCUACGCUGAAGAUUUCUGUGUAAAACCGAAACAGAUCAUAAAAUAUGUUAGUCAGACAUUCAUUAAAUUGAUGUUUAGGGCUAUCGGUAGAUCAGCGAAAAGUAAACAUACAGUUGUUGAAAUCGGUGACAAAGAAUCUAAAGGAGAUAAUGCGCAAGACGACGAUGAUCGCGAUGUUGAAGGCACAAAUAAUGAACCAAAUGCCGAAAUAAAUGACUCUUCAGACGAUGAGCUUGCUACGGGUGAAGAUGACGCGACGGGGAUAAAAUUGAAAACUAAAAAGCAAGAUGAAUUGGAGUAUGAUGAACCCGAAGUAGAAGAAGAGCAGAUGGAUGCUGAUGGGGCCGAAGAAGAUGACGCGCUGGAUGAUCAGGACAGCAGUCAAGAGGAUCAUUCCGAAGAAAUGAAUGCAAAUGAUUUAUUCGAAUCGGUCAUGAGUAACAAAAUGGUGAAUGAUUACGAAUACGACAGAGUGAACUAUUUGUGGUGCAAAAUAACUUUCAAUCUACCUAUAAAGUAUAAGAAGAUUGAUAUUUCCAACAUAAUCAGGGAAGUUGCGAAAAAGGCAGUCAUUCACGAAGUAGAAAAUAUAAAACGAGCUAUUACGUACACAAACAAUAGUGACAUUACUCUGAAGACAGAUGGGAUCAACAUUGUUGAAAUGUUCAAAUACAAUAAAAUAUUGGAUCUAAAUCGACUCUACACAAAUGACGUCCAUGCCGUAGCUAAAACCUAUGGCAUUGAAGCAGCAGCCAGAGUUAUUGUGAAAGAAGUAAAGAAUGUGUUUCAAGUGUAUGGUAUCACGGUGAAUCCUCGCCAUUUGCUAUUGAUUGCGGAUUAUAUGACGUUUGAUGGUACAUUCAAGCCGUUGAGUCGAAAAGGAAUGGAAUAUUCGUCAUCACCACUUCAGCAAAUGUCAUUCGAAUCCUGUCUCCAAUUCUUGAAAUCAGCGACAAUACUGGGCAAAGAAGAUGAUUUGGGCUCGCCUUCGGGAAGACUUAUGGUUGGUUUACCUAUUAAAAGUGGCACAGGGGCAUUCUCACUGAUGACCAAAAUUUGUUGAAUUAAUGAAUAUUUUAAAUAUAUAACAUUGAAAGAAUACAUCUGAA